Messenger RNA from Astrephomene gubernaculifera, 1064 nucleotides. NCBI's taxonomy places the organism in Eukaryota, Viridiplantae, Chlorophyta, Chlorophyceae, Chlamydomonadales, Astrephomenaceae. The record is from the annotation of a GenBank genome assembly.
CAGGGACGAGCCCGAGCUGCUGGGUGAGGGCGGCAAGGGGCCGGAUGAGGACGAACUGGCGGACCCGGCAUUGGUGAAGGAUCCAAGGCGCUUCGGCCCCCGCGCCACGCUGGUGCUUGCCGCCUGCCACAGCCUGGUGCAGGUGCAGGUGCAGGCGGCGGCGGGGGGGGCAACGGCGGCGGGAGGGGAGGGAGGAGGCAAGGGCGGCGAGGGGGGCUACGAGGUGGUGGGAGAUCCGCUGGAGAAGGCGGCUCUCGAGUCGGUGGGCUGGACCUUCACCGGCGGCCCGGGCGGCGCCGGCUCCGCGGACGUCUCCCUCUCCCCCGACCGCCGCGUCCGCGCCUCCCUGCUCCACCGCUUCCACUUCUCAUCCCACCUCAAGCGCAUGGCGGCAGUCCUGCGGGUGGAGGACGACUCGCCGGGGCUGAGACUGGCGCCCUCGCCGUACGUGUACGGCGAAGGCGCACCCGCGGCGGGGGCGGGGGCGGGGGGUAGCGCGGGUGCUGCCCCGGGUCCUGCUGCGAUGCUGGGUCCUCAGCUGGUGGUGGUGGCCAAGGGGGCUCCGGAGGUGCUCAAGGGGCUGCUGGCCUCCGUACCCCCCGACUACGACUCGCAGUACAAGCGCUACGCGGCGGAGGGGGCGCGGGUGAUCGCACUGGCGCAUAAGGCCCUGUCGCCGGACCUGGACUCCGCCACGCUGCGUUCCAUGCCGCGGGAGGAGGUGGAGUCGCAGCUGCACUUCGUCGGUUUCGCGGUGUUCCAGUGCCCUCUGAAGCCCGAGAGCGAGCCCGCCCUCGCCGCCCUGGCCGCCUCCGCGCACCAGCUGGUUAUGAUCACGGGCGACGCACCGCUGACGGCCUGCUACGCGGCGGCGCGGGUGCACAUCGUGACGCGGCCGGUGCUGGUGCUGGGUCACGUUGAGGAGGACAAGGGGCACGCGGGGGGCGGAGCGAUGGGGGCAAAGGAGCCCGGCUCGGAGCCCGACAGCGCCUUCCGCUGGAGCAGUCCGGACGAGCGCGUCAGCCUGCCCUUCAGCCGCAAGUGGGAGGAUAUGCUGGAGGUGG